This is a messenger RNA of Malassezia globosa CBS 7966, 870 nucleotides long. RefSeq lists its product as uncharacterized. The record is from RefSeq and is a predicted model, not a curated record. The coding region runs from base 1 to 870 and encodes 289 amino acids. Lineage: Eukaryota; Fungi; Basidiomycota; Malasseziomycetes; Malasseziales; Malasseziaceae. The transcript has a single exon.
AUGAUUCUCUCGUACGUGUAUCUCUGCUUGUACUCACCCUUUUUUCCCAGUCUUCAAAAAGGACCGUAUCCACCGCCUCAACCACAAGUCAAGUCACUACCGGAAGCAGCAGACCAGUUAUCAGUAUCAUCAGUACCCUCGGAUGAUGCAAUAUUGGCGUCUCAGACCCAAUCCAUUCGUCUUGAGGAUCUCCUCGGAGGAAAAGAUGCCAAGGACGCGCGGGACUCGGACUCGUCGUCAUCUGGUGUUCCAGUGUUCACGGAGCAGGAUCGUACAGGUGCGUCAAUUCUCAAUGCCCUGUUUCGUGAAGCUGCAUCACAUGCAAACCCAGAAGAGCUAGGCUCGUUUCAACGAAACCCGAGUGCGCAAAAUCCACAAUCGUCAGAGUACGUUGCGCCGUCGGACAAAGAUGCUUCAGGCCAUGCUUCUUCCGAACAAAACACUGCGCCGUCUUUCACAAGUGAGCCAAGCACUGACCAGCGUGCAAGUGCACCAUCUUCUGGGUCAGCGACCGACGAGGGAAGCCUUUCGAUGGGCAAGUCAAUCGACUUGAAUGACCUAUUUGGCACUUCUGUCCAAUCCCAUCCUGAUCCCACCGCAGAUAUUGACCCCUUGGAAUUCCAGGCUGUGGAUGAUCUGCAUAAUAGCAAGCCAACAGCGUCUCCACCAACAGCAGAGCAAUUGCCUCCGAUACAAUCCGCUUCAAAGACACAUCGUCCAUUACAAGAUGCUGUGCCGCCGGAAUACGUGGUUGAGCGUCUGCCUUACGAGCGACUAACUCGCGCUGAAUUUGUGCAAAAACUCAUUGUGCUUCUUUGUGUACGUUGUCGACAUACAACCUGCUGCAGGAAUAAAAUAAAAGGAAAUUAA